This is a messenger RNA of Diospyros lotus (date-plum), 860 nucleotides long. RefSeq names its product photosynthetic NDH subunit of subcomplex B 3, chloroplastic. The transcript has 6 exons. Gene Ontology annotation, molecular function: 2 iron, 2 sulfur cluster binding. The record is from RefSeq and is a predicted model, not a curated record. Gene Ontology annotation, biological process: P450-containing electron transport chain. Lineage: Eukaryota; Viridiplantae; Streptophyta; Magnoliopsida; Ericales; Ebenaceae. Bases 53 to 562 code for a protein of 169 amino acids. Gene Ontology annotation, cellular component: mitochondrion.
AAGAAAGUCCCAGAGCAGAGGAAGGAAGCCAGGCUAGCCAGCCAGAUAAAGAAUGGCCUCCGUUCAUCUGCACCCCCCACCACUCCGGCCGCCGGAGGUCUCCGCCGGCUACAGAAACUGCCGCAGAUUCGUCACAUUCACCUCCAGGAAGAGAGGCAAGUCAGUCUCCUUCGCCGCGAACUCGCUGGAAUCGGCCCUGGAACCUGCCCAAAUCGAGCUCGAAUUCAUUGGGCCGAAGGCGGGUGGCGACGGGAAGUUUCCGGUGGACAGAGCGACGGCCGUGAGCGGAGAGAAGCUCCUGAGGAACAUCAUGUUGGACAACAAGAUUGAGCUCUAUGCCGCCUACGGGAAGGUGAUGAAUUGUGGGGGUGGAGGAAGCUGUGGAACAUGCAUUGUGGAGAUUGUCAAUGGAAAAGAUCUUUUAAAUGAAAGGACAAAUACUGAACUCCGCUAUCUGAAGAAGAAACCGGAAUCAUGGAGGCUGGCCUGUCAAACAAUUGUUGGAAACAAAGAAAACUCCGGGAAGGUUGUGGUUCAAAGAUUGCCUCAGUGGAAGAAGUGAUGAUGUGAAGAAGCAUUUGUAUUGCUACCAAAAUGGGAAUGAGAAAAAGGGACCAAAACCAAGCAGCAUAUUUCAGAUCUGAAACAAAGCCAAGUAACCAAAUCAAAACCCCUUUCUUGGCAAGCUUUAUGUCCAUAUUUGUACUUUGUGUACAUUACAGUAUAUGUGUGCGCGCACGCUCGCUGUUGAUUUGUGCCAAGGAUUAUAUGACCUGUUAUUUGCUUGUCUGUAGUGUUUGUUGAUUAUUCAAGAAAAUAGAUUGAUAAGAAUGGUUAUAGAGAAAUGAUUGGCGAGUUAG